AUGGCGAGCUCGGGGAUAUCGCACAUCGUCGCAACCCUGAUUAGGCGGAUUCAAAAGAGCACCGCCCUGGGAUACGAUGCGGUUGCCGACAGAUUGCAGCCCUCCUUCGAGGAGGAAGAUCUCGCCAUGUACGAGGAACACGCGAAAUCCGACCGGUUCGAGAAGGUGAAGCAGUGCGCCUUCGACUCACUCGCGCUGAUUCGGCUCUCUGUCGUGCCCAUGGAACUGAGAUGGAACCUAGACAUAUCGGAGACGGACCGGCAGGCGAUGUUGGAGAUAUAUCCCAUCAUCAAAUGUUCCUUGGACUGUAUCGCAAAUCAGCUUGGCGAAGCGUUGAGCAACGCCGAGCUGCACAAGGAAACCACGGAGGACACCUCGACGAUCACGUUUGAAGGGCUGUUCUUAAUCGCAAAAACCGGCAUAGGAAUGCUCAAUCCGGUAGUUUUUUUCAUGGAGAAGGCGGCCCUCACUACCAUAGUCGAGAUACUCGAAAAGUCAUCGACAGUACGACCGUUAAUGAACGCAUGCACGGCGUGCCUUACAGCAUACCUCUGCCGAAUGCUUGCGACGGAUGUGCCGGAAGAACUGGGUGGUGAUAUCACCGUCACUCUGGCGCAGCUGAAGCAUGUGUUCGAACGCACCCUAUCCAUGGCGAUAACGGAUAACGGUGACAAGCCAAAUAGCGGGACACUAUCGGUGCUGAAGAUAACCAUGGCAACGGUUAUGCAUAGAAUGAAGGAGCUGAUGAGAGCCCAAGAUGAUAACGGCAGAAAGCAACUAGCGUUCGUUUCCAAGGUGGUCGACUGCUGGUACGGGGUGUUGGUGGGGAAGAUAAUGCAGCUGCGGGUAGACAUGGUACAAUCGAGCGCGAAGCCCGUGAAGUUGGGGAAGCUCAUGCGGAUCAUUGCGUCUUUCCCUGCACUUCCUCCUGCGCACAGUCUCAGGGUGGUGUUGCAGAUUGCGCUAACACUACAGCAGGAUGUAUCGUGUGCCAUACAGACAGAAACGCUUACUGCGCUCACCACUCUGAUGGAUGUGGAUGUAAACCAGGCUGGAGAUGUAGUUAGGAACAACAUAAAGCCACUCUCGGAAGCGCUCAUAGAAGUGCUGUUUGACAGACGUUUUUGCGGAAACUCGCAUGGGGCAACUGACACGACGGACUGCGAAAGGCAGGUGCAGCUUGUUUACUGUAUGGCGCAGUGCAUAAGGACGGCGAGGAGCGCUCCCCAUGACGAGAAUGCCAAGGUUGACGAAUUCUUGCAGAAGCAAGUUCUCACGUUACUCAACACAGACCCGCCGCAGCAGGCUGAUGGAAGCGCGCGGCUCGAGCGCAUGGUGAGGGAGACGCAACACCUUCCGGAAUUGCAGAACAACUUCCCGACCAUCGAGGAUUUCUUGGCGUCGAGAGACGACUGCGAGUUGCUCACCCGGCUCACCAGGACGUUUGACUAUCUCCUCAGCUAUUCCAACCAAGCUUUGGACGAAGCUAUCGCACUUGUCAUAUGUUGGCUAUUCACCGAAUUCGAGUUCGGAAUUUGCCUCAAACUGCUGACGCCAUUAUGCUUCCACUUUCUGCGCACCAAGCGCAGCAAAAUGCUGGACGGAUUGCACAACGUGAGCCAGGUGCCCACUGGAAUCGCGUCAAUGGUCAAGUCUGCCACGGCCAGGUGGAAGCUGGGCGGCAGGAUAUUCUCCGUUGCCAUGGAAAGAUAUAAUGAGGUUCAGGAUGGCUCUGCCAUCGACGUGGAUACGUCGAAUAUGAAGUCGCAAGCUGCGGCAAUAUUCACCGCACUACUCGAGUCCACUGUGGACAUAGCAAAGGAAACGGCCGGCAACCUGCCCAAGGAGCUAGAAAACUGCAUCGGGGUGUUUGUGAAAAUGUUUGGCUUCGAGGACUAUGUACGGUUGCUACCUCUAACGCCGCUGUACAACAUUCCGAUCACCUCGGAAACGUUCAGGACGGAGUCGUACAUAUACAUGCUACCCAUAUUGCAGCGCCAGCUCAAAGGCGUGCCACUCGAGGUUUACAUGAAGCAUUUCAUGCCGAUUCUGGCAAAAGUGGAAACGCUCAAAAACAAGGCAAAGGAUUGCGCCGCCAUCAACGCGGCAAACGAAAUGGCGAUGACGUAUGUGGUGCGUUCAUACGAUGCUCUGGUGGGGAUACUUUACAAUAUCCUCAUAGCCAUGAUUUCUAGCGCGAAGGACUGCAAGCAGACACUAGAAAGGAAUGAUUUUGAAUUGCUUAAGCAUAUAUUGGAACUUCUGGACAAGAGUUCGGAAGGCGCUGUUGUUUCGUGCCGCAUUAUCGGUGCUUGUGCUGAUCUCGACGGAAUGGCUCCCCGCCUCAUUGGGAUCUUCGUCAAGCGUUUCGUCGCUUUGGAAACAACGAUUCAUACAGAAUCCAGCGAUGUGCAGGCAAACCUUUAUGCAAUAGAGGAUGCUUUGCUCAGCGCAAUAGCCAAUUGCGGGAAGUUCUGCGAGUCGAAGAUGUUGGCUGAGAAUCUGGAGUCCUUCGAGGCGGCGCUCAGGCGUAGCAAGUGUCCUUUUGACCCCUUGGUGAAAAUAUCGAGAGCCCUGCUGCCCUCGGUGGACGACCAACUGAAGCUGAAACUGCACCUCCACUGGGUUAACCUCUGUAAAGCGGGUGCGUCAAAGAACCUAUACUUGGCGCUUAAGCGCAGCUGCGAGACACUAACUGCGGCAGUCAAAGGAGCAUUUCCAAAGAGAGAACAAGAGGCAGCUUCCACAGCCGAAGCUGCUUCCCAGGAAAUAUCUGUAUACGUGAAGGAAUCCUGCUCAGUGGAUGGUUUGCGCGCUUUGUCGGAGGCUCUGAACGUCAAGCCGGAUGCUAAGCCCAAUGCGGAAUCAGAGGAACACAGCAAGCACCGGAUAUGCUGCAUAGGCGCCUUCGUAAAACUACUGGAGACCAUGAAGUUGCACGGGGUCUACGACCAGCAAACCAAAGAAUUUGUUGACACCCUUGUCAAGCCCCUAAUCCUCGAAGCCAUGGUCAAUGCAAUUGCGCCAAACAAUAACACACGAAGCAGUGCCCUCACAAUAUAUGACGGGAUUUGUAACCUGAAACUAGAAGAAAUCGGCGACAUACUUAAACUUAGUAUAUCCGCCCUGUCAUGCAAGACGUCGAAAGUUAUGCAAGUCGUACUGGUGAGAUGCCUCACAAGACUCAUGGCCCGGCACAGCGAGCAUGCUGUGAAGUACAACCUUACACAGGUUCUCCUGUUUAUAUUCCGUCUACUGACGGAGGACAACCUCAAGCUAUACGUUCAGCUGCUGAAGUUCGCACGUGUCUGCAUUGUCAAGCUCAGUGUAGACCAGGUGCAGUGGAUGGCGCCAAUGUUGAUGCGAAUGUUCGAAAAUCAAAGCUGCUGCCCAAAGGCAAAGGUGUAUGUACGUCGAGUAGUUCAGAAGCUGAUGGUCAAACUCACUCGCGACCAAAUGCUAAAGAUAUUCCCGCCGACGCAUAUCCCACUACUCCGCAACAUAAUGGCAGCUCAAAGGAACAAACGGCACAGCAAAUUACGCAGAGCGCUGAGACCGUCUGACGAUGAUGAUGACGACGAUGACGAGAAGUUCAUCGACAAAAUGUUCAAGACCGACGAUGAGGGACGGUUGGUGCUGAAUUUUGAUGAAAACGAUGAAUCCGGUCGUGUUGAAUCGGAACUUAUGGAGGGAAAGGGGCGCAGACGUCAGAAAAAGAUGCGUCAGAAAUUGAAGAAAAGGGGAGAUGUGCAACCAUAUACCUACAUAAAGCUAAACAAGGCGAAAACAUCGGGAAAACACAAGCGUGAGAACGUAAAGGCAUUAAAAUCAUUGGUAAAAACGAAGGUCAAGGUGAGGCAGUGA
Molecule: messenger RNA, 3864 nt
Organism: Babesia ovata
Lineage: Eukaryota; Apicomplexa; Aconoidasida; Piroplasmida; Babesiidae
Product: NUC173 domain-containing protein, putative
Exons: 1
Coding region: 1-3864 (1287 amino acids)
Source: RefSeq, a predicted model, not a curated record